This is a messenger RNA of Entamoeba invadens IP1, 630 nucleotides long. RefSeq lists its product as hypothetical. Lineage: Eukaryota; Evosea; Mastigamoebida; Endamoebidae. The coding region runs from base 1 to 630 and encodes 209 amino acids. The transcript has a single exon. The record is from RefSeq and is a predicted model, not a curated record.
AUGUCACGACUUUCUAGCUAUCACAUCAUGAUAAUCUCAAGGUACUUUGCCACUAUCAAAGACUUUGUUAACUUGGAAUUAGUAUGCAAAAAGUUUGGUGGUAAUAUGGAAAAGUUCCAUUUCAAUCCGAUUCUGUUGGAUUUUAAAACACUUAGAUACUUCCCAAACAUUGAGACACUUCAUUUAUGGAAUGAAGAAGAUAAGAAUUUUGGUUAUGGAUUUCUGAUCAACACAAAAAACGAAGAAAAUGAAAAUGAUGAAAAUGAUGAAAAUGAUGAAAAUGAUGAAAAUGAUGAAAAUGAUGAAAAUGAUGAAAAUGAUGAAAAUGAUGAAAAUGAUGAAAAUGAUGAAAAUAAAGAAGAUAAAGAAGAUGAUAAAGCUGUUUUCAAGAAAGAGUUCUUUCGAAUCAUUGUGUGGUUCAAUGUUGACUUUGAAACUGUUGACAAAUACAAUAAUGGAAAUAUAGAGUUUAAAAAUGUUACUUACACUGAACAUGAUAGAAAUUUAUUUGGUAAUAACAUACCAUUGAGUGUUAAAUCUAUUGCCGAUGAUUGUUACUGUGGAUGCAGACGUCUGACUAGUUUUAACAUACCAUCAAAUGUUGAAAAAUUGGUGAUUGUUGUUUUAUGA